Coprinopsis cinerea okayama7#130 is the source of this 651-nucleotide messenger RNA. RefSeq names its product tRNA phosphotransferase 1. Lineage: Eukaryota; Fungi; Basidiomycota; Agaricomycetes; Agaricales; Psathyrellaceae. The transcript has 5 exons. Gene Ontology annotation, molecular function: tRNA 2'-phosphotransferase activity. The coding region runs from base 1 to 651 and encodes 216 amino acids. Gene Ontology annotation, biological process: tRNA splicing, via endonucleolytic cleavage and ligation. The record is from RefSeq and is a predicted model, not a curated record.
AUGGACCGCGACGACGAACAGACAUUUGCAGAAUCUUCAAGACAUAGAGAAGGAAAAGGGUCGGACAGGCAUGGAGGAAAGGGGGGAAAGGGUAAAGGAAAGUCAAGUGGAGGCGGUGGUGGCGGAAGGGGCAAACCGUCUAGAAGCACCAAACUUCGAGGACUCGAGAAAGAUUCCCCAGACGUCCGAAUUUCCAAAACACUUUCAUGGCUUCUACGACACGGCGCAGCCAAAGAGGGUCUUUCAAUCAGACCAGACGGUUACCUAGACUAUCCCAAACUCAAAGCUGUAUCCCUCAACUUUAAGAACCUCCAGGAAAUCGUAAAGGCAGACGCGAAAAGGCGAUAUGACCUGCGGUUCGAGUUCGAGAAUGCAACGGUAGCGACGGAAGCACCUACCGACGAACAGCCUUCAGCAGCAGGAUCGUGGUGGAUUAAAGCCAAUCAGGGUCACUCAAUAAAGGCUGUCGCAUUGGAUCUCAAGCCAAUCAACUCAGUCGACGACAUACCCACCGGCAUCGCAGUGCAUGGAACAAAUCAAUCCGCCUGGAAGUCUAUAGCAACGCAAGGUCUUUCCAAGAUGUCACGAAACCAUAUCCAUCUCGCGCAAGGCGUCUCUGGCGAGAACGUCAUCAGCGUUCCACUUAUCUGA